This is a messenger RNA of Mustela erminea (ermine), 1896 nucleotides long. RefSeq names its product melanoma-associated antigen 8-like. Gene Ontology annotation, biological process: negative regulation of transcription by RNA polymerase II. The record is from RefSeq and is a predicted model, not a curated record. Lineage: Eukaryota; Metazoa; Chordata; Mammalia; Carnivora; Mustelidae. Gene Ontology annotation, cellular component: nucleus.
CCGGGUCUCUCGGGGAUAAAGCGCCUGGUGUAAGGAGCCGAUCUCAGGUCCUCAGAGGGGAGGGCUCAGGCGCGCAUGGGAUUCAAGGGGCUUCAAGAACUAAGAGUUGAGUCCUCGGUGUGAGGCAAGAGUCCCUGAGGUCACAGAGCAGAAGAGGAGAAGGUGAGGGCCAGCUGUUGAGGUUCAGCCCAACACGAACGCCAUGCCCCUGGGUCAGAAGAGUGAGCUCUGGAAGCUGGAGGAAGACCCGGGAGAGGCCCAGGGCCUGGUGAAUACACAGCUGUCUGGGGCUGAAGAGGAGGGGGUCCAGUCUCCUUCCUCCUCUUCCUCCUCCUCUUCCUCCUCUUCGUCUUCCUCCUCUAAUACUAGUACUUCCUUCUCCUCUUCCCCUUCCUCCUCCCGCUCUGCCCUGUUCCUGAUUCCGGUGGACAACAGGUCUGCUGCUGGGUCCCUGAGUCGUCCUCAGAGCCUUCAGCACGCCUGCCUCUCCCCCACUGCCAUGGCAACCACUGCCGGGAACCAGCCCUACCAGGGCUCCAGCAGCUCAGAUGAGGGGGGGUUGAGCACCUGGGAGGAGCUGGAAGUCACUCAGCCCUUUCUCCAGGAGAAACUCCGCAUGAAAGUGGCUGACCUGGUGGAGUUCCUGCUCCUUAAGUUUCGCACCAAGCAGCCAACCAGCCAGGCGGAGAUGCUGGAGAUAGUCAGCAAGGAUUACCACGAUUACUUCCCAGUGAUCCUGGGCCAGGCGUCCGAGUGCAUGCAGCUGGUCUUCGGCGUGGACGUGAAGGAAGUGGACCCCAGCGAGCACUCCUACGUCCUGGUCACCGUCCUGGGCCUCACCUGCAAUGCGAUGCUGAGCGGUGAGCAGGGCCCGCCCAAGACCGGCCUCCUGGUGGUGCUCCUGGGGGUGAUCCUCCUGGAGGGCGACCGUGCCCCCGAGGAGGUGGUGUGGGAAGCGCUGGGGGUCAUGGGGGUGUAUGCCGGCGAGGAGCACAUCAUCUACGGGGAGCCCCGGGAGCUCCUGACCAACGUCUGGGUGCAGGAAGGGUACCUGGAGUACCGGCAGGUGCCCGGCUGUGACCCUGCCCGCUACGAGUUCCUGUGGGGUCCCAGGGCCCACGUGGAAACCAGCAGGUUGCAGGUGCUGGAGUAUUUGCUGCGGGAAUCGCGGGCUGCCGGUUUCCUCAUGGCCCCGUCUGAAGAGGCUGUGAGGGAUGAAGAAGAGGGGGCCUGAGCCCUGGGGGUGGCUGUGGUGCGGGCCCGGCUCUGGCAGGGUUGGCAGCUUGUUCUGCGGGGUUCUGGGCAUGAAGUGAGAUUGUUUCAUGGUUCUUCCCUGUGUGUGUGUGUGUGUGUGUGUGUAGAGAGAGAGCACCCUGUACAUUCAAAGCAGGGCAGAGCCAGGGAGGGUUCGGAGAAGAAAGGAGGGGGAGGAGCCUCUCUGGAGGCUGCCCUCUACGGUGACUUCACAUCCCGAGCUUGGUUUUCUUGAGGAAGUUCUGAAAUGUUAUUCCUUAGAAAGGAAGGUUCAACCAGCUUCAGCAGCUAAGUAAGUGACACCCACCCCACAACAUUUGUAAUUACCCAGUUCAAGAUUUAAGAGUUUUGUUAUGUCCUGGAAAUAAGCUGGGAGACCUUCUCUCCUUGUUUGGGUUCUAGAAUGGAAAUUACAGGGCAUUGGCAUAAGAAUUUGUUGGAAAGGCGAAAGAACAGAGUAGUCUAUUGACAGGGUCAGGAAAUAGGGAAAUAAAAGAUUGUUCGUUUUUGUUUCUUCUUCCUUCUUGUCUGUCAUUUUGCAAAAAGAUCUUCCCUCCUUGUUUGGGUUCUGGAAUGAAAUUACAAGGCAUUGGCCUAGGAAUUUUUUGGAAAGGCAAAAGAGUGGAGGAAUCAAGUGAUGGG